Messenger RNA from Colletotrichum spaethianum, 753 nucleotides. Its product is annotated as C-factor. The record is from RefSeq and is a predicted model, not a curated record. Gene Ontology annotation, molecular function: oxidoreductase activity, acting on the CH-OH group of donors, NAD or NADP as acceptor. The coding region runs from base 1 to 753 and encodes 250 amino acids. Lineage: Eukaryota; Fungi; Ascomycota; Sordariomycetes; Glomerellales; Glomerellaceae. The transcript has a single exon.
AUGCCUACCUACACAAUCACAGGUGCGAGAGGCGGCAUCGGUCUCGAAUACGUAGCUCAGCUCAGCCGCGACCCAGCCAACACAGUCGUCGCCCUCGUCCGCUCCGCCUCCUCCUCUGCCGGCUUCUCCUCCCUCGCCGCCACCCAGGCCACGAGCAAAGCCACGGUCCACAUCCUGGAAUGUGACGUCGCCUCCGAAGCCUCCAUAUCCGCCCUCCCGGGUAUUCUGUCCGCGGCCCUUGGCGACUCUGCCAGAGUCGACGUCCUCAUCAACAACGCCGCGACGCUGCAGUACGCGUCCCAGACGAGCCUGACCCUCGACGCGGCGGGGUUGGAGGUGCACAUGACGUCCAACGUCCUCGGUCCGGCGCGCAUGGUGCAGGUCAUGCUGCCUUUCCUGACGGCUAGAGGUGACGGCGAGGGGAGGGCCGCUGCCGUUGUUGCGAACAUCACCUCUGGCGCGGGGAGUCUGAGCCAGAUCAGCGAGGGCCGCGUGAGGCCCGUGCUCGCUGGUUAUUCCCUCAGCAAGGCGGCACUGAACAUGUUGACGGUGCACCAGGCCAAGGAGCUGAGGAGUAAGGGGGUUAUCGUGGUGGUUGUUGACCCGGGCCACGUGAAGACGGCUGCUGGCGGGCCCGGCGCGACUGUCGAGGUUGAGGAUAGUGCUGGAAGUGUGCUUCGUCUGCUAGCUGGGUUGAGGGAUGAAGAUAGUGGGAGGUUUUAUUUGUACAACGGGACCUCAGUCCCGUGGUAA